UCACGUGUUUGUCGUUCUUGUCAUUCUUGCAUGUCUGAAAGAUCACUAAAUAAUUAAAUGCUGCAAUUAUUUAGCAAAAACUUAAAUUUCAGGAAAUGUGUCACUACAAGUAAUGAAAUAUUUUGCUCUUUGUUUGUCGGACGUGCGUCAAGACCUGUAAUUGGGCAUUCAAUUAGCCGCUGGCCUUCGCAGCUAAGAAAGAUGAGUGACGUCUCAUUGGAUGCAGUUGAAGACGUUGACAUUCAUGAUUCAGGGAAGUUCAAGUACAUUCUCAUUAAAAUAUGGCCAGAGGGCGAUGAAAGCAACUACAAACAUAUAGUGAGAGGCUACAAAUGGGCCGGAUAUCAUGCUGACAUAUUUGAUCAGUGGGAACCGAAGCUUCGAUUGCAGAAGAUUAGCUGUUAUUGUGAGGGUGGUGGACGGAUACAACACGAUCCUCAAAACAAGACGAUAUUGGUCUACGGUUACUCAAUGGGUUUUGGGCAAGCGGAUCAUAGCAUCACAGUGGAGAAGUUAAAAAGCAGAUACCCAAACUACGCAAGUAUUACAUUCACCAAUGAAGGAUACUAAUGUUGACCUUGAUUGGUGUAGCCUAAGCUUGCUGAUUUAGUGGAUGGAGGAGGGGACCGGGGGCCUGGGGGUUGAAGUUGUAGAUGAGGGAGUGGCUUGAUGUAAGAUAUUGGAGAGAAGCAUCUCAGGCUGAUAUCAUCGGAUGGAUGGAGAAGACCGCUACUUCCGUUAUUUUCAAUCUCAUUUGAUCUCUCCCAGUGAGCAGAGUUGAAGUGUUUAGCAUCUGUUUCUGUUAUUUUAAUUUAGUUACAAUGAAUGCGCAAAAUGUUUAUUCAAGCCUAUGUCGUUGAUACAAAGCUCUUGCCCUCUGAAGAUGCGCGAACAAAUAACCUCUUCUUAUAUACCGAUACAAGGGUUGGAUCCCAAGUUCAAAAAUGGAGAUGGGUAUCAAACCUUCCUAUCUCUUCUGGCCGAGUACAUAUUUAUUGCUAAAGUGUAAAAAAAAAAAUUAGUAUCAUAGCAAGAUCCAUUACCAAAAGCUGUCUUCUGCAUCAUGAGUCAAUUUUGAUGAUAAAGAAGGAAUAUUUGUUAACAAUCUUGUGUGUAAGACGUACAUGUAAAAUGGACACAUUUUCUUGUAACAUUUUCAUAAAUAUAAAAAUCCCUUUCUCUUAACCCCUUUGCGACAAAAGCCGGCAAGAGCCACUCCAUUGUGUGAGGAUUAGUGCAUACCAUACAUGCAGUCUAGUCACCAUGCAGCUGCUGGUUCAAUGUGGGCCUGCUGCUGUGCAGAGCCCUGCAUACUGGGCAUACCACAGCCUAGCAGUCGCAGUCAAAAUAAUCCUGCCGCGAAGGGGUUUUAAAGUGACUGUUUUUCCUCAGAAUAUGUGCCAACCUUUAAGGUUUACUUCUGAAAGUUAGUACCAAAUAAUAAUCUGUGAAAAUUCUGUGUUUUCACAAGUAGAAGAUGUCAUUUUGUUAAUAUAAUAAAAAGAUGGACUAAAACAUCC
This is a messenger RNA of Acanthaster planci (crown-of-thorns starfish), 1520 nucleotides long. RefSeq names its product phosphohistidine phosphatase 1 (gene phpt1). Gene Ontology annotation, molecular function: protein histidine phosphatase activity. Gene Ontology annotation, cellular component: cytosol. The record is from RefSeq and is a predicted model, not a curated record. NCBI's taxonomy places the organism in Eukaryota, Metazoa, Echinodermata, Asteroidea, Valvatida, Acanthasteridae. Gene Ontology annotation, biological process: peptidyl-histidine dephosphorylation.